Molecule: messenger RNA, 1137 nt
Organism: Serendipita indica DSM 11827
Lineage: Eukaryota; Fungi; Basidiomycota; Agaricomycetes; Sebacinales; Serendipitaceae
Source: the annotation of a GenBank genome assembly
AUGUUCCUUAAGCCCACAGCAAAGACUCAGCCUGUAAAGGCGACGAUAGACCCCAAGUUGCAACCAUGGGUCGAGAAAUACCGUCCAAAGACGAUGGACGAGGUAUCUUCACAAGAUCAUGCUGUAUCUGUUCUUAAAAAGACACUACUCACGACAAACCUGCCACAUAUGUUGUUCUAUGGACCCCCUGGUACAGGAAAGACGUCGACAAUCCUUGCGCUUGCUCGAGAACUCUUUGGCCCGGACCAGUUUCGCCACCGCGUUUUGGAACUCAACGCAUCAGACGAGCGCGGCAUUGCCAUCGUCCGGGAAAAGAUCAAAGACUUUGCUCGUCAAACUCCAAAAGCUGUGACCUCUGCCGCCUCGGAUGGCAAAGUCUAUCCAUGCCCGCCCUACAAACUCAUCAUCCUCGACGAGGCCGAUUCGAUGACACAGGAUGCACAAGGAGCACUCAGGAGAAUUAUGGAAACAUACGCAAAGAUUACUCGAUUCUGCCUCAUCUGCAACUAUGUCACGCGCAUCAUUGAACCGCUCACAUCUCGCUGUUCCAAGUUUCGUUUCAAGCCAUUGGAUACAUCCUCUACAUCUAUCAGACUAAAAGAGAUUGCAGCGGCGGAGAAUGUUGAAGUGAGCGACGACGUAGUGUCUGCCCUCGUUACCACCUCGGGGGGUGACUUGAGGCGAGCGAUUACCUAUCUCCAAAGUUGCUCUCGAUUAGCGCACGCGACGGUUGACGAAGUCAACAAAGCCCCUCAGAAGAUCCGACCAGAGGAUGUGCAGGAGAUUGCAGGGGUCGUUCCCGACCAUGUCAUAGAGAGUUUCGCGGCCGUAUUAGGAGUCGAAGUUGACGGCGCCUCUAAAAACAGCAUGUCAAUCGACAACGCUACUGUUCGAGCCAAGACUUUCGACGAUGUUCGGAAAAAGGUGAAGGAAAUUUCGAGAGAGGGCUAUAGUGCGGCCCAAAUCUUGUCACAGCUGCACGACGUUGUCAUCCUGCAUCCACGGUUGGACGCAAGGCGAAAGGCUGCUUGCGCACUCAUUCUCGGAGAAGCAGACAAGGCUCUCUGUGACGGGGCGGAUGAAGAGUUGUGGACGUUGGAGACGGGGUUGCGCAUCUGGAAGGCGUUGGCGGUAUGA